Anastrepha obliqua is the source of this 321-nucleotide messenger RNA. RefSeq names its product activity-regulated cytoskeleton associated protein 2-like. Lineage: Eukaryota; Metazoa; Arthropoda; Insecta; Diptera; Tephritidae. The transcript has a single exon. Bases 1 to 321 code for a protein of 106 amino acids. The record is from RefSeq and is a predicted model, not a curated record.
AUGACUGUAUUCUUCACAACGGAGCAAUUCGAGCGGUUGAUAAGUUUAGUUCACUCCAGCAAUGACGGCACAGGAACAUUUACCACGUUUUGUGCGCAUUUCAAUGGUGAGCGUAGUCCAGCAAAAGUGGAAGAGUUCAUUGCGGUAAUUUCAACUUUCAAAGCGGUGGAGAAAAUUGCGGAUGUGGACGCCGAAUGGUGGCGUGGCAUUAAGGAGCAAGUCGUUGAUUUUGCAGACGUUACACGUAGACUGCGCGAGAGUUUUUCACCUUCAAAACCGGCCUGGCAAAUUUAUGCCGGAAUCUUUGAUUUAAAGCAAUAG